This is a messenger RNA of Drosophila suzukii, 797 nucleotides long. RefSeq names its product Cuticular protein 11B (gene Cpr11B). Gene Ontology annotation, cellular component: chitin-based extracellular matrix. Gene Ontology annotation, molecular function: structural constituent of chitin-based larval cuticle. Lineage: Eukaryota; Metazoa; Arthropoda; Insecta; Diptera; Drosophilidae. The record is from RefSeq and is a predicted model, not a curated record.
CCAGAUCGAGAAUAUCAUCUAUCAUAUCUAUUUUUUUUGGUUUUUUGCAAGUGACCAAGUGUGAUCUGUGAUUCUUGAAAGAGAAGAGAAUAUGAUGCGACCUCAGUUCUUGACCAUUGCCCUUGUGCUCUUGGGCUUCUCCUCGGCCGUUCUGGCCGGUCGUCUUAGCCAGCGGUAUUUGCCCACUCCGCAGGCCAGCCAGCUGCACUACCACGGCGUCAGUGGCCAAGGACACGCUCGUCCUGGCGCAGGAGCCCCCUUCGCCGGCGCCUCUGGCUUCCAGCGCCAGCAGCAGCAGCCCCAGAUCCCCAUCGUGAGGAGCGACUACCAGAGCGACGCCAAUGGCAACUACAACUUCGGCUUUGACACUGGCAAUGGAAUCCAUCGCGAUGAGACCGGUGAGUUCCGUGGAGGAUGGCCCCACGGAUCGCUGGGUGUCCAGGGAUCCUACUCAUAUACCGGCGAUGAUGGCAAGCAGUACACGGUGAACUACAAGGCGGAUAAGAAUGGAUUCCAGGCCGAGGGAGCCCAUCUGCCCGUUUCUCCAUCGGUUCCCGCUGUCCCAGCUGGACGCAGUUCCUAUGGGGCUGGUGGUUACCGUGGAUCGACAUCUUCUCAUGUCCCAGCUCCUGCCCCAGCUAGCCGAUAUCUGCCCCCAGGAUAUCGCCAGCGUAGGCACUACUAAACGAUAUAUCAAUGAUAUAAUCGAUGGAAGAAUUAGCCCCUAACAACCAGUAAUCUGAAUUUUAAACUGUAAACCUUAAUAAAUUGACACCCUUUUUGGAAAUUAUCAAGAA